AUGAAGGCCCAAACCAUUCUUAUCACUCUCUUCGCGGCGGUAGCUCUCGCCGCACCAGCUGACGAGCCAACCAGAGUCGUCCGAAACCCAACCAAGGUCCAGCACAAGCGCUACUAUGGCGAGCAAUUCUGCGAUUGCGUCGAUGAUUGCACCAAUGCAAACGCUGGCAGCGGAGGGGAAGGAGGUGUUGGACUUGGCGCUUGUAUGGACGGCUGCUAUGAUUUCCCCACUCCUACCGCUGGUACAUGCAGCGAGCUGGGAGGAUAA
Messenger RNA from Pochonia chlamydosporia 170, 267 nucleotides. RefSeq lists its product as hypothetical. The transcript is spliced from 2 exons. The record is from RefSeq and is a predicted model, not a curated record. The coding region runs from base 1 to 267 and encodes 88 amino acids. Lineage: Eukaryota; Fungi; Ascomycota; Sordariomycetes; Hypocreales; Clavicipitaceae.